GCCAUUUAAUAAUUCUCACAAUUCGUACCCAUUGUAUCGUCCCUCAUCAUCAAAUCAAAGUUUGCAACCUUUUCGUUCCUCUGUCUCUAAUCUUAUGAAAUGAACGGCGAUUCCCACAUUUUUUGCCAUAAUAUAGUUAACAUCGUGUUCACUCACUAUCCAAGGUUCUCCCCAGUAGCUUAUUUGCAUAAACUGAGCACGACACUGAAAUUCAUCAAGUGCCAAAAAACUUGCAGAAUCGUGGAUUGCUUGGUCAGUCCAGCAAAUCCGUCCGUCCAAUUAGAUUGAAUGGCUGUGGUGUAUUGCAUCUUAUUAUUAUUAUUGCCAUGUAGCAGGUAGACCAAAUUAAAUUGAAUUAGGAAUACCGUGAACAAGGAUACUUAUUCAGCUUAGUCUUGGUCUGACCAUGCGUGGCUCAUGUGCGACAAGAAGAUAAGGAACUUUGCGUCGCUCGAUUAUAUAAUGUGCUUCGGAGAAACUUUGUUCUAAUCUGCGUGGUAGUUUAAAUUACACGUUUUCCCCUUAACAUUCUCGAGAUACAUUUACGCAAUUUUGUACCCGGUAAUAAAAAUUAAUAAGUUAUCAGGUGUGUGUUUUUCCGAAUUUGUGCCACUAGCGACAAUCCAAGAAAAGUUCAGGUUUAUUAUUUUUACUGUUACAAAUGUAGGCAAAUGACCGAAUAAGUAAUCAUCAGAAGGGCGUAACCACAACUAUAACCACGACAAAGACAUUAACACACUAAACAUGUCCCGAAUUGCAUCCACUUAUUUUAAAGACAGACCAAGACAUUUAUUUCGAGUUUGUGCAUCGUGACGUGGAAGAUUUUCUUGGAACUGCGUCUAAUAAACAAAGAGUGAGAUAGAGAGACGACCGAUCAGCCCGACAUCAGUAAAUGAUCGUCUCUUUGUGUCAAGUUUAUUCGUACUCGUUUGUGAGGUAAAAUAACUCAGAGAUGAAACCGAGAAAGUGGAACUGGUCUGUUGUGGGUGCAUUAUUUGCAGUCGGUGUCAGUUAUAUGGUUUCACAGUGCAAAUGUGCCAAUAACCCUCCUAGUCAACCCCUCAAUUCACAAGACUACUGCAGAUCUGUGGGGCGAGUUUUGGGGCUUUGUGUUCCACUGCAAGAUUGCUCCUUGUUUUCCAGAUGGCUCAAAGAAAGACCAAUUGUCAAGCAGAAUGUCAAAAAUGUAGUCAAAUUCACGUGUUAUUUUGAUCUUCAACAGCCAAAAGUGUGCUGUCCACUUCCGGAAAUUCGUGGGAAGGGUGAAGAACCAACUUCGUAAAAUUUAAUUCAUGAUGCCCCAGGGUCAUCACGUUCCAGUGGUGUCAAAACGCCCCCUCGACACCAUCCACCGCAAGACGAAGGA
This is a messenger RNA of Folsomia candida, 1366 nucleotides long. RefSeq lists its product as uncharacterized. Bases 953 to 1282 code for a protein of 109 amino acids. NCBI's taxonomy places the organism in Eukaryota, Metazoa, Arthropoda, Collembola, Entomobryomorpha, Isotomidae. The transcript has 3 exons. The record is from RefSeq and is a predicted model, not a curated record.